AUGUCAGGCAUUAUCAACAGCAUAUCGCAAGCUCUAUGGCAAGGGUUUGCCCGUCUUGCCCGAUCUGAGCCAAAUUUGCAACCUCUUCCUGCACCUAUCGGAUCGGAGCGGACACCAUUACCUCUUCGUGCAGAUGCCGGUCUAGAAGUACCAACAUCACAAGUUCCUGCGUCUGCUCGGUCUGAACCUGCUCGAUCUGAGCCCGAAUCUGCCCACUCUGGAGUGGGCUCAUCAAUUCUGGCAACACCUCCACCCCCUUACCAACAGGUAACACCUUCUGAAAUGUGGUGUGUAUGGAUCGAGUUUACUUCAGAUCGAGCGAAGAUACCACUGCCACAUGGGAAGAUUGACGCGAGCUUUGGUUGGUUCGCGGAGCUUGUUUUAUGGGCACCAGAUAUAGUCGGCCUCAUGCGAGACGGGCUCUAUGUAACUGAAGAAGAUGUGGUCGUGGAGGAGAAUCACACAACUGAAGAGUAUUGUCCUCGCUACGAGAGAAGAAUGGUCUUUCGUCAUUAUCGUCUCAAGGGCCCAAAGUGGUCUGGGUAUCUGAUCGUGAAAUCAGUUGACAUACAUGAAACAAUCAAUUUUCGAAUCCAACACCUGUCUCAUGAUAAAGCCAUUGUUGGCUAUGUCCAUGAUAAGAAGAGGAACCCAGUCUACGUAUGGCUGCAUCUACACAACUCCAAUACCAACAACAUCUUUGACGACAAGCCUCUGGAGGGGCUUUGGCCAUGGCCAAGGAAAGAACUGGCGGGCAAGCAAGACGACGACGCGGGAAAGCGUAAAGAGUAA
Molecule: messenger RNA, 792 nt
Organism: Fusarium sp. VM40
Lineage: Eukaryota; Fungi; Ascomycota; Sordariomycetes; Hypocreales; Nectriaceae
Source: the annotation of a GenBank genome assembly